This is a messenger RNA of Triticum aestivum (bread wheat), 1107 nucleotides long. Its product is annotated as glutathione S-transferase T3-like. The record is from RefSeq and is a predicted model, not a curated record. Bases 42 to 1010 code for a protein of 322 amino acids. NCBI's taxonomy places the organism in Eukaryota, Viridiplantae, Streptophyta, Magnoliopsida, Poales, Poaceae. The transcript is spliced from 3 exons.
AUGCUGACCAAAGCUUCUUGGACACCCUUGGUUUUGGUUACAUGCAAACACAACCAGAAAGUCCAAUUGGAGAGCAGGCAACUCCAUCAACUCAGCAUCAAGCAACACCAUCAACGCAGCAACAUUCUGCAAUAAUAGAGAAAGGAAAAUCCAACAAAGGAAAAAAUUGGUGUAGUGAUGAGGACAAGGUUCUCAUAGCAGCAUGGGCAAAUACAAGUUUGGAUAUUGUUGGGACUGAUCAAAACCGAGAUGCUUAUUGGGCUAGAAUUUCAGAGUACUACAACACACACAAGGAAUCGUCAUGGCCGGAGCGUAAUCCUAAUGCAAUCAAUUGCCGUUACACAUUGAUUAACAGAGAGACCUCCAAAUUUUGUGGUUGCCUUCAGCAGAUUUUAAAUAAGGAAGAAAGUGGAAGGACUAUAGCAGAAAAGACAAACGAUGCACACAUUCUGUUCAAGGAAAUGGAUGUUAAAAAAAAACGGCCUUUCACAUUGAUGCAUUGCUAUAUAGAGUUUGCAAAGUAUCCAAAGUGGCAGACAAGAGAACUUGAAACUUCUCUUAAGAAACAAAAGAAAACCAUUGAUGAAAGUCCAGGCAGAGCCACCAAUGAUCCGUCAGAUGCAUCCUCGGUACGCACUGAUGCAACCUCGAUACACACUGAUGCUCUUGAACAUGAGAAAAGACCUGAUGGUGUUAAGAAGGACAAGAGAGGUAAAGCUGAUGAGAAUGCUUGCAAGCUGUCAUUAGAAACUGUGUGGGCAGCAAAGCAAGAGAAGGAUGAGAUCAAAGAAGCGGCAAGAAAUGCUCGCUAUGCACAGCAAUUUGAAUUGCGAAAAGAGGAGAUUGCACUCAGAAAGAAGGAGGAUGCACGAAACGAGAGGGAGGAUGCACGGAGACAGUUUGAAUUAGAUGAGAGGGUCAUGCUGAUCGACACUAGUGGUAUGACUGAUGUGCAAAAGCAGUUCUACCAAGCUAAGCAGAAUGAGAUCCUUGCUCGAGGCCUAGAGUAAUGUGAGCUAUUUGAUAUGUGAGCUAUAUGAACUAUUUACUGCUUUCCGCUAGUUGCUGUAUGAACUAUUUGAUAACAUCACUCAUUGCAUAAAUAUU